AUGUUUGUCUUUUCCCAGCCAGCAGUAGUGGAAGCAUCACUCAAAGAUGCUGAGAAUAAAACUAUUCCUAUCCGACUAAUGCUUUACCCAGAUGCACUCUUAAUUCAGAAACAAGAGUGGAUCAGCGUACAGCUUGAUGAGGAAGAUGAAGUUUUUUUAAACAUGGUAAUGAGUUUUUAAGUAAUCUUCUUACUUAUUCUAUUUGAUAAACAUAUUUUGAUUUAGAAUAAUGCUGUUAAAUAAUUUUAAUAUCAAUUAAUAGUUGUCUGUAAAAUUAUUGUUCUAAAUGCCUUAAACAUAAACAUUUACUCACUCUUCUAAUAAGGUUCGAGAGGUCGAGAUCGUUAGAGAGCCUGGUGCUGGCUUUGGGCUCUGUGUAAAAGGGGGUGCAGAGCACAGACUACCUGUACUUAUUUCAAGACUAGUGAAAAAUGAGGCUGCAGAACGAUGUGGCCAAUUACUUGUAGGCGAUGCUAUUCUAAGGGUAAGUUAGUGACUAAAAGGGUGUGAUGGAUGGAACAGGACUGUAGUUAAAAACUAAAAUUAUAUUUAAUAAGAAUUUAGGAAGACAGUUUAAAAAAUACAAUGUAAAAGAUAACCCAUUUCCCCCCCCCAGGUAAAUGGGGUCAAUGUUGAAAGCUGCACUCACGAUGAGGUUGUGUCAUUACUGAAGGAGGUCAAAGAAGACACAGUUUCUCUGUCAGUCAGACAUUUCAGGCCAGCCUCAUAUUUCCUGAAUAAAGGCAAGUGGAGCCUGCUGCUUAUAUGCGUCAAGCUUUCCAUCAUUAUUAUUCAUCUGUUAGCCAUUACUAUAUUAUGAACUUACUUCUUUUUAAAAUCUUUUAUAAUCACUUCACUUUAGUUGGUUUGUUUCUGGUUGGGUGACAAAAUCUUCGGACGGCUUAUUAACUCACUUCCUGUUAACCUAUUGAGCUGAAAAUUGGCACAAAGACACUUUGCCGAGGACAAUACAUUCUACCAAAUUCUAAGCCCCUAUCACCAAAAAUCAGUUUUUCCUUUUUUUUCAAGGAGGAAGAUGAAGGAAAUAUGAUGCCACUGUUUUCACGAACUAAAAUUCCUGAUAACUGCGCUAAUUUCUUAAAAAAAAUAUCAAAUAUGCGUUUGUUGCAUACUAUUUUCUUUGAUUUUCUGAAAUAGUUGGUGAAAUAAAUUUGUGUUGUAAAAGCGUGUGGGACAUUAAAAUAAUUUAAAAAAAAUAAAUAAAACAUGGAUAUAAAGGAUUUAUAAGAAAACCUUAGUUUUUAGGGGUUCUUUAUUUGUCUGAUGUGGAUGGAAAACUUAUCUAUAAAUUAUUUUGAUAUAAAUGAGGGACUAAAAGGGUUAUAUGUUGCAAGGCUCAAAAUAAUUAAAUUUUUUAUAUUUAUGAAUUAAAAGUAAUUUUUGCCAGCACUGAGUUUUUAAAAAAGGGACUUAACAGAUUGUAAAGAAAUAUUCCUUUUUUAUUUCUGUAGGUAAUGAAGCCAGGGAUGGACUUGGUAUUUUCAAACAGGUACAGUAGAAUGAAUAAAAUUUCAUUCAUGAUCUUUAGUUUUUGAAAAAACAUAACCAAAAAGUGAUUUUUAUAGGAAUUUUUAUAUCUUGAAAACGUUUGUGGGAAAAAUAUUCAUGGUUUCUAGUUAUACAUUUUUAUAGGUAAAAUUUAGUAGUAUUGAAAAUCAUUUACAUUGUUAACCAUUGCAAAUGGAAAGGUUAAAGCUGUGUGCAUUCACUAUGACACUCUGCUUAUCAUUAUCAAAAUUGAAAUAAAGAAUAUUCUCUCACCAACAUUAAAGGAAAACGUCCAACUGGCAAGUUUACCCAGGCUUGAGAAAGAGUGGUUGACAGCUGUCACUAUACCUCUUCUUUAUGCCAGGAUAUCUCGAUAUGUCACAGGGACUGAUAAUUCAAGGUUAGUCUUUAAAAAUAAAAAUGUAUUGUCAUCAUAACAAUUUUAUUCUGUUGAUUCCUUUGUACCCUAGAUGGCAAAGAAACACGAGACAGUGGUCAUAUAUCUUUUCUUAACACUUACCUACAAUUUUUACUGUGUGUAAAGUAACAUAGGACAGUGGCCAUCAAUGUUCCCUUUAAGAUGCGCGGCCGGGCAGCUAAUUCACAGAUGCAGCGCAGCAGUUUUGAGUAUGGUGCAGCAAAUUUCCAUAUAAGUCUGUGUUUGUGGGCUGUAAAAUGUUGCACACAAAAAAAUUGAUGCUGUAAAACUUUGCACACAACUUUAUGAUUUGCACACGAACCAAAAAACCUAAGAGGGAACAUUGGUGGCCAUGUAUCUUUUCUUAACACUUACCUACAAUUUUUACUGUGUUUAAAAUAACACGGGGCAGUGGUCAUGUAUCUUUUCUUAAAACUUACCUACAAUUUUUACUGUGUGUAAAGUAACACAAGACAGUGGUCAUGUAUCUUUUCUUAACACUUGACCUACAAUUUUUACUGUGUGUAAAGUAACAGGACAGUGGCCAUGUAUCUUUUCUUAACACUUACCUAUAAUUUUUACAGUGUGCAAAGUAACACAAGGCCUUAAACUGUCUUAGGUCUGCACCAUGCCAGGGGCUUGAAUUGUUUGUUAAGUAUUUUCAAGAAGAUAUUGAUGCAUACCUUUGGUAACACACUUUUGCUUUUGUUUACUUUAGGGACGAUUCCUUUGAUAUAGUUGGUGUUGAUGGUUCCAAGUCAGGCCCCAUAUACUUCUCAGACAAAUCAACUACAGUCACCUGGUUACAGCAGAUAACAGUUAAAACACAAGGUCUCCUCACACAAAUGGUGAGUUUGUUAACUAUUGAAAGGGAUACUGUUUUGUUAUGUUUAGGGAUGUUAGCUCAUGGUUUAUUCAUCUUUACAGUAAACUGCAUGUUUAUCACUGUCCCACUUGUUUCUACACUAGACUUGGAGUGUGUGAAUCUUCACUUUAAUCUUUUCAUUUGAAGGGUUUACAUUUCUUUGUCCACUAGAUUCAAAUGACUAAUCAGUUGAUGACCAAGGAGGACCAUGUAAGUAAUGUUUUAGUUAGUGUUAGGGUUGGGAAUGGUUGUGCAUUGUUUGAAAGUUUGAUAUUGUUUUAAAAAUUUGAACAAAUAUAGAGCUAGAAUUUAACAUUUUUUUUGUGUGUGUGCAAUUUUUAAGAAUUGAAGUCAGUAAACCUGAUGUCUCAAAGUUGAUAUUUUUAAAAAUUUGUUACUGCCUCAAUCAGAUUCAGUUAAUGUGCUGGACCUAUGAGUCUCAAAGUUGAUAUUUUUAAAAACUUGUAACUGCCUCAAUCAGAUUCAGUUAAUGUGCUGGACCUAUGAGAAACUGCCUGCUGAACAACAAUGGUGUGCUUGGAAAGAAAAAUUCCUGGCUCUCAAAGCUGCUGAUAUUUAUCUUUUUGAUGUACCUCCGGUGAGAACUGCUUUUAAAAGAAUGCCAUUCCGUGGUAUAAAUGUAAAGAGCAUGUGUUAUGAGGAGUUGAAUGGUGACCAUGUCAGCUGCACUUUCUUGUCUCUUGUUUGUUUUAUCUAUGGUGUUAGCAUAAUUGUACUUGGGCCUAUUGGAGCUUAAUGAAUGCAAUGCAUUCACUGUACGUUUGUAUUUUAAAAUAAAGACAAAAUAAUGGACGUUAGAUGAAAAUGACGGCACAUAUACUUUCUAUACCAUGUCAUUUCCCAAGUGCACAUGUACUUUCUAUCCAAUUUUAUUUCAGUUGAAUAUAAUUUUUGCCUGUUUUAAAAUACAGUUGUGUUGUUUGAAUAGUGCUCCAAUAGUUCCACAUAUAAAUCAACUGUCUAAUCCUUUUGUUUGAAUAGUGCUCCAAUAGUUCCACAUAUAAAUCAACUGUCUAAUCCUUUUGUUUGAAUAGUGCUCCAAUAGUUCCACAUAUAAAUCAACUGUCUAAUCCUUUUGUUUGAAUAGUGCUCCAAUAGUUCCACAUAUAAAUCAACUGUCUAAUCCUUUUGUUUGAAUAGUGCUCCAAUAGUUCCACAUAUAAAUCAACUGUCUAAUCGUGUUGUUUGAAUAGUGCUCCAAUAGUUCCACAUAUAAAUCAACUGUCUAAUCCUGUUGUUUGAAUAGUGCUCCAAUAGUUCCACAUAUAAAUCAACUGUCUAAUCAUGUUGGCAUUGGGAGAUACAGACAUUUGGCUAAAAGUUUAAAUAUUUAUAUAUAACAUGAAUAUGUUGCCUGAAUGUUGUAUAUUUUAUACAAAAUUUUCAGAUGCAUUCAAGUGACUGGUCUAAAUGUGGCAUGAAGUACAAAGUUUAUGAGUGUAUGCUUAAACUUCUCAAGGUAGGAUUCUUUGUAAGGAUGUUUGUCUAAGUUUUAAGGACACAAAUUAUCCUAGAAUAAGCCCAUUGACCUCCCAAGCAUUUGUAAGACAAAUGAUCAUUUAAUUUUUAAACAAAUACUUUUCCCCUAUAAUGAAGUAAUGGUAGUAAAUAAAUCAUUCAAGAAAGAUUGGAUGAUGUCAAAGGAAAAGAAUUCUUCACUUUUUUUUGCUUUGACAAUGUGAAAAUCACAAUCCCCCAUCAUAAUCUAAUAAUUAAAUAAUUCUUUGUUAAAAUUGUGAUUUUUAAAUUCCUGAUUCAUAGGUUUUGGUUAACAUAUACACAUUUUUGAAACAAAAGAAAAUAUUUUUAAUGAAAGGCAGGUUGAAAAAAUUACAAUGGCAACAUUCUGUGCAUAAUUUUGUUUUAUCUGUUACAGGACAAUGAACUCCUAGACAGUCGUCAGCACUGCUGCUCAAUUCUAACUGGUUCUAAAGAAGUUAUCUGCCUAAGCUUGGACAGCAGAGCAGAGUUACUUGUCCUUGAAAAGUCUUGGUACAGAACAAGUAAUUUAGCCGUUCAAAGGCUACAGGUAAUUUUUGGUUAAUGUUACUGCUCUGUUUGUUGGUCAAGGUGAUGAUGUAUGGGUACUUUCUUUCACAAGAACGCUAGUGCAUAAUUGAAGCCAACUCAUUGCGAUUGAACAACAUAUCUAUUUAAUUAUCUAUAAUCAUGCUAAAGCUAUAGUGCUGCUCAGCAUAAGGGCGCUACUAACUCAUUAAACCUAUGCAAAUACUGCCUUCUUACUUGGCUGGUUGCAGUGGCUCUACCCGGCUGGUUGCAGUGGCUCUACUGGCUAAAGACAAUUCAUACACACCUUACUAACAUGUAGCUUGACAACAAAUGUUCUAAUAGGCUCACCUAUCACCACAACAUACUAAUGUGUGGCUAGUUGCAGUGGCUCUACUGACUAAAGACAAUUCAUACACACCUUACCAACAUGUAGCUUGACAACAAAGGUUCUAAUAGGCCUCACCUCUCACCACAACAUACUAAUGUGUGGCUGGUUGCAGUGGCUCUACUGGCUAAAGACAAUUCAUACACCCCUUACCAACAUGUAGCUUGACGACAAAGGUUCUAAUAGGCCUCACCUCUCACCACAACAUACUAAUGUUUGGCUGGUUGCAGUGGCUCUACUGACUAAAGACAAUUCAUACACACCUUACCAACAUGUAGCUUGAUGACAAAGGUUCUAAUAGGCCUCAACUCUCACCACAACAUACAAAUGUGUGGCUGGUUGCAGUGGCUCUACUGGCUAAAGACAAUUCAUACACACCUUACCAACAUGUAGCUUGACGACAAAGGUUCUAAUAGGCCUCAACUCUCACCACAACAUACUAAUGUGAGUAACGAUGAAUUAUAGCCUCAACAAACAAAUUUGUACAAAAUAUCAUAGAAGUCUGCAUUCCUAUUUAUUUGCACUUUUGAUAAGGAUGCAGAGAAAAAGACUUUGAUGCUCUUUAAUAUGGUUUUUAAAAAAAUCAUAAUAAUAAUCUCUUCAUCAAUCAUUUAAAGAAAUAUUUAAAUAUUAUUAUAUUUUUCAUUUCUUUCUUUAGAGCAAAACAUUUGGCUGCAGUUGGCAAGAGCAUCUGUCAGGAUUGAUAUUGGACUUGGAUCAGGGCUUUUCUCUCUACGACCAUCAGACAAAGGUAAUUGGGGACAUAUGGGACACAACAUACAACUAGAGACACACUGCGGGACACAUGGACACAACAUACAACUAGAGACACACUGUGUGACAUCUGGGACAAAACAUAAAACUGGAGACAUUCUGUGUGACACAUUCUGUUUGACACAUGGGGCACAGCCUACACGUAGAGCCAUUCUGCUUGACACAUGGGACACAACAUACAACUAGAGACAUUCUGUGUGACACAUUCUGCUUGACACAUAGGACACAACAUACAACUAGAGACAUUCUGUGUGACAAAUUCUGCUUGACAUAUGGGACACAACAUACAACUAGAGACAUUCUGUGUGAAACCUGGGGCACAAAAUUAUGAACCAGCAUUUAGAUAGGUAAAGUUAACAGGGAAUAUGUGUCCGAGACAGAUAGAUGUAGUUUGCAGGGAACAAGAGGCUGACUCUGACCUCUCAUUGAAUCUCUGACCUCUCAUUGAAUCUCUGACCUCUAAUUGAAUCUCUGACCUCUCAUUGAAUCUCUGACCCCUCAAUUGAAUCUCUGACCUCUCAUUGAAUCUCUGAUCUCUCUUUGAAUAAUCUCUGACCUCUCAUUGAAUCUCAGACCUCUCAUUUAACCUCUGACCUCUCAUUGAACCUCUGACCUCUCAUGAAUCUAUGACCUCUCAUUGAAUCUCUGACCUCUCAUUGAACCUCUGACCUCUCAUUGAACCUCUGACCUCUCAUUGAAUCUAUGACCUCUCAUUGAAUCUCUAACCUCUCAUUGAAUCACUAUACUCUCAUUGAAUCUCUGACCUCUCAUUGCAUCUCUGACCUCUCAUUGCAUCUCUGACCUCUCAUUGCACCUCUGACCUCUCAUUCAACCUCUGACCUCUCAAUGAAUCUAUGACCUCUCUUUGAAUAGCUAACCUCUCAUUGAAUCACUAUCCUCUCAUUGAAUCACUAUCCUCUCAUUGAAUCUCUGACCUCUCAUUGAAUCUAUGACCUCUCAUUGAAUCUAUGACCUCUCAUUGAAUCUAUGACCUCUCAUUGAAUCUCUGACCUCUCAUUGAAUCUCUGACCUCUCUUCAAUCGCUGUCCUCUCAUUGAAACUCUGACCUCUCAUUGAAUCUCUGACCUCUCAUUGAAUCUCUGACCGCUCUUUGAAUCUCUUACCUCUCUUUGAAUCUCUUACCUCUCAUUGAAUCUCUGACCUCUCUUAGAAUCUCUGACUGUCUUUGAAUCUCUGACCUCUCUUAGAAUCUCUGACCUGUCUUUGAAUCUCUGACCUCUCUUUGAAUCGCUAACCUCUCAUUGAAUCUCUGACCUCUCAUUGAAUCUCUGACCUCUCUUUGAAUCGCUAACCUCUCAUUGAAUCUCUGACCUCUCAUUGAAUCUCUGACCUCUCUUUGAAUCGCUAACCUCUCAUUGGAUCUCUGACCUCUCAUUGAAUCUCUGACCUCUCUUUGAAUAUCUGACCUCUCUUAGAAUCUCUUACCUCUCUUUGAAUCGCUAACCUCUCAUUGAAUCUCUGACCUCUCAUUGAAUCUCUGUCCUCUCUUUGAAUAUCUGACCUCUCUUAGAAUCUCUUACCUCUCUUUGAAUCGCUAACCUCUCUCUAACAUCCUUGUUUCCAACUUAAGAGCAUCUUAUGGAGCUACAGAUUCGCACAGCUUAAAAGCUCAUCGGACGAUGGCCUGUCCAAAUUGACCCUAAACUUUAUCAACGAUACGACCAAACAGUUGGAAACUCAGGCAAGUCUGGAACUUGUGCAUGAAAUGUGUAGGGCAUGUCCUGUUGUUUGGGCAUGAAUUGUUUAGGGCGUGUCCUGUCAGCGUGUGCCUUAAUUGUAUAGGAUAUGUCCUAUGUCUUUUUUUAAAAAGUAUUUGAUAUUUGUGGUAAAAGGUCCGUCUUUGUGUUGUAGUUGCCUUGUCAUUACAUGCCACUGAAUUAAAAGCUGAAUCUCAUUAAGCUCAAAAACAAAAAUUUGAAUUAGUCAUUCCUUAAGACUAUGUCAGAAAUAAAUGGUCUCACUUAUGUUGUAUGAUUUCAUUCCACAGGUGAUUGAAUGUUCAGAUCUUCAGACCCUCAUCUACUGCAUCCAUUCAUUUCUCUCAGCCAAGUUAUCCACAGUUGAUCCGACCUUCUUGGGGAACCACUGA
Molecule: messenger RNA, 8092 nt
Organism: Lymnaea stagnalis (great pond snail)
Lineage: Eukaryota; Metazoa; Mollusca; Gastropoda; Lymnaeidae
Source: the annotation of a GenBank genome assembly